Molecule: messenger RNA, 519 nt
Organism: Helobdella robusta
Lineage: Eukaryota; Metazoa; Annelida; Clitellata; Rhynchobdellida; Glossiphoniidae
Exons: 5
Source: RefSeq, a predicted model, not a curated record
AGGGAUGUUUCUAGAACUUUUCCAAAGCACAAGUUGUUUGCUGACGAGGGAGGUCAGGGUCAAACCAGACUGUUCAAUGUUAUGAAGGCUUACUCGUUGUACGACCAGGAAGUUGGCUACUGCCAGGGUAUGGCUUUCGUCGUUGCUCUCAUCCUCACUCAGAUGCCAGAGGAGGAAGCGUUUGCAGUCUUCGUGCAGAUGAUGGGCAAGUACAAGUUGAGACGCAUGUACAUCCCUGGAAUGAGUGGAGUGGAUCUAUCUCUCUUCCAAUUGGAGAACAUGAUACAGGAUUUGAACCCGCGACUGCACAAGCACUUCCAGAUGCACGGCAUGUUUGCCUCCAUGUACGCAUCUUCCUGGUUCCUCAGCCUCUUUACCAUCACAUUCAGUCCAUCAUUGGCCAGCAGGGUUGUUGACCUCUUCCUCGUCGAGGGAUUGGAUGUGAUCCUCGCAUUGUGCUACUCCAUGUUGGAUGUUUGCAGUUACGAGCUGCUCACUAGAGAUCUCGAGGGAAUGAUU